AUGGCGGGCGGCGGCGCUGCGCCCCCGAGGCGGCCGCUGACCCUGGCCGAGGUGGAGCCGGGCAGCGAGAACGAGCGGCUGGGGGUGGCCCGGGACAGCAUGUUGCGCAAUCCGCUCAUCCUCAAGGCAGAACUGGGGAAGCCCCAGAGAAACUGCUACACCCUGCCGGGCUUUGAUUUUUCAUAUGGGCUGUACAUCCACAGGACAGAUGGAGGAGUCCCUGAAGCAAUAGGCCACUGGAACACAGUAAAGCCCAGGACUGCUUUAGUUCAGAAGAUGCCCCGAGACUUCAUUACCAUGAACCGUGGUGCUCUGAAGGCCGGUUAUACCACAGCCCAUGAAUUUAAUUUGUACUACAAGGCCAAGGACAUUCGGCGCAAAGAUGACGAAUGCAGUCGCUUCAAGAGAUGUCCUCCUAAAGUACCUGCAGACUUGACUUAUGGCAUCACAGCACGACCUUGCACUCCCAUUUUUGACCUCCUCCAACACAAAUACAAGGAGCUGUGGAUGGAGCAGCAGAGAGCACUGACAGCAGCCCAGAAAAUAGAAAAGAAAAAGUCACAGAAAGACAAAGUGUAUGAAACUCGCACCACACUUCUGCGAAAAUAUCCACUACCUGCAAAGGAGGAGUCCUUCUGGCAUAUGCCUCACUUGGAGAAGGUUGGGCCUCAUCUCAGUACUUUUCCAGACCGUGAGGCUCGUAAAAAGGCAUUCAGUGCCUCCCAUUGA
Molecule: messenger RNA, 729 nt
Organism: Gavia stellata (red-throated loon)
Lineage: Eukaryota; Metazoa; Chordata; Aves; Gaviiformes; Gaviidae
Gene: CFAP77
Product: cilia and flagella associated protein 77
Exons: 7
Coding region: 1-729 (242 amino acids)
Source: RefSeq, a predicted model, not a curated record